Molecule: messenger RNA, 2199 nt
Organism: Oncorhynchus mykiss (rainbow trout)
Lineage: Eukaryota; Metazoa; Chordata; Actinopteri; Salmoniformes; Salmonidae
Product: angio-associated migratory cell protein
Cellular component (GO): cytosol
Molecular function (GO): protein binding
Source: RefSeq, a predicted model, not a curated record
ACCAAUCGUAUCAAAUGUUUAAUUGACGUCAUCACGAAGCGCCAGAGGAUUCCGGAGACUUUCCCCACAUGUGAAAAAUGCAUGAGGGCACUAUUUAGAUGUUUUUCUCUUUAGCAAGUAUUUAUUCUUCGGUCAGCACCAAGAAAUAACAAUCUUUAGCAUUUUCUUUGAUUGACUUAACAUAUUUUCUAAACCUGAAUUCAACAUUUGUCGCGUUAGCAAACUUUUCAGCUCUCAAGGUAGGCAGCUAAUUUAAGUUAGCCACCUUGGUACCAUCUAACGUUAGCUAGCUAUCAUGGAUAACUCGGACGAAAAUUCGGUACAAUUCCACGGGGAUGAAGAGAUUAUAGAAGUCAUCGACCUUAACGAAACAGAGCAAAACCCAGAUGAUUUGGCGGAUGAGUUCGAGGACGUGGACGUCGGAGAGACUGAGGACAGAGACAAUGAACAGGAAGACUGGGAUACCGACGACGAGAUGGAGCAGGAAAAGGAGCAAGAUGACAGCGAACUCACCUUUUCCAAACACACGGGCUCCGUGUUCUGUGUGAGUCUGGACCCAGCCACAAACAGCUUGGCUGUGACCGGAGGAGAGGAUGACAAGGCCUAUGUCUGGAGAGUGAGUGACGGGGAAGUGCUGUUUGAAUGUACAGGCCAUAAGGACUCCGUGACAAGUGUUUUAUUCAGCCAUGAUUCUUCCCUGGUGGCCACGGGGGACAUGAGCGGGCUGAUCAAGGUCUGGAAGGUGGAGACCAAGCAGGAGGUGUGGUCCUUCGAGGUGGGAGACCUGGAGUGGAUGGAGUGGCACCCCUGCGCCCCGGUGCUGCUGGCGGGCAUGGCGGACGGUAACGUUUGGAUGUGGAAGAUCCCAGGGGGUGACUGUAAGACCCUGCAGGGCCCUGGCUGCCAGUCGACCAGUGGAAAGGUCCUUCCAGACGGGAAGAGAGCUGUGGUGGGCUAUGAAGAUGGCAACGUACGACUUUGGGACCUCAAGCAGGGAAAUGCCACCCAUGUGAUUAAAGGUCAUGAUGGACACCAGGGGGCGCUGACGUGCCUGGCCUGUAACAAGGAUGGCUCUCUGGUGCUGACGGGCUCUGUGGACGGCCGUGCCAAGCUCAUCAACACUGCCACUGGCAAGGUGUUGGGUGUGUUCUCUGUGGACGAGGGCAAAGCCAAAGCCUCUCAGGAGGAUGCUGAGGAGACCAACUCGGUGGAGUCAGUGGGGUUCUGCAAUGUGUUGCCUCUGAUAGCGGUGGCGUAUCUGCAUGGGACCCUGGCUAUCUAUGACCUCUCCUCACAGGUCCUCAGACACAAGUGUCAGCACCAGGCUGGAAUUGUUAAACUGCAGUGGGAGGAGUCAUCCUCUGUGGUGUCCACCUGUAGUCUGGACGGGGCGGUGAGGCUGUGGGAUGCCCGCUCGGGAACCAUGGUGUCAGAGUACCGUGGCCACCAGGCGGAGAUCCUUGACUUCACACUCAACAGAGAAGCCUCUAUGGCGGUCACUGCCUCUGGAGACCACCAGGCCAAAGUCUUCUGCCUCCAACGACCAGAUCGUUAAUAAGAGGAGCAGAGGGAGAAAGGGCGAGAGAAAUGGGGAUGGACUCAACCCCGAUCGCGCUUUGUCGACAAUGCACCUUAAAGGCAAUAUUCCCGUUUUUGUGGAGACCGUUUUAACAGUGGACACUGCAUAUAUCGGCUCAAUCCGAAGUUGUCGCUUAACCUUUUUGGGAAAUGUGGGACGGUAGCCAACAGCCAGUGAAAGCGCAGGGCGCCAAAUUCAAAACAACAAAAAUCUCAUAAUUAAAAUUCCUCAAGCAUACACGUAUUUUACACCAUUUUAAAGAUACAAUUCUUGUUAAUCCAGCCACAGUGUCUGAUUUUAAAAAGGCUUUACAGCGAAAGCACCACAAACUAUUAUGUUAGGUCACUACCAAGUCACAGAAAAACAGCAAUUUUUCCAGCCAAAGAGAGGAGUCACAAAAAGCACAAAUUGAGAUAAAUUGAAUCACUAACCUUCAUGGUCUUCAUCAGAUGACACUCAUGUUACACAAUAAAUGUAUGUUUUGUUUGGUCAAGUUCAUAUUUAUAUAAAAAAAAAAUCUCAUUUUACUUUGGCGCGUUUACUUUGGCGUUCAGUAGUUCUAAAACAUGCGGUGACUUUGCAGAGAGCGACAUCAAUUUACAGAAAUACUCAUCAUAAAU